CGAGGUCUGGGCGGAGGGCUGGCUGGCAGCGGCUGGGGCCGCGAGCGGGGACCGCGGCGUUGAGGUGCUAGCAGACGCGGGCGGCGGCGAGUCCGGAGCCCCCGGGCCGGAGCCGAGCUAACCGCAGUGGGGACCGGGGCCCAGAGCCGCGGCGGCUGCGGCCGGAGGACGAUGGCAGCGCCCCCCGGGGCCGGGGCCGGGGCACUGAUUGCAUCCCCAGACCGCAGGCGCUGGCUGUGGUCGGUGCUUGCGGUGGCGCUCGGACUCUUGACUGCUGGUGUAUCGGCCCUGGAGGUGUAUACACCAAAAGAAAUCUUCGUGGCAAAUGGGACACAAGGGAAGCUGACAUGCAAGUUCAAGUCUACUAACACGACCGGCACGUUGACCUCAGUCUCCUGGAGCUUCCAGCCAGAGGGGACUGACACCACUGUGUCGUUUUUCCACUACUCCCAAGGGCAAGUGUAUGCCGGGAAUUAUCCACCAUUUAAGGACAGAAUCAGCUGGGCUGGAGACCUCGACAAGAAAGAUGCAUCAAUCAACAUAGAAAAUAUGCAGUUUAUACACAAUGGCACCUACAUCUGUGAUGUCAAAAAUCCUCCUGACAUUGUUGUCCAGCCAGGACACAUUAGGCUUUAUGUUGUAGAGAAAGAGAUUUUGCCCGCGUUUCCAGUUUGGGUGGUGGUGGGUAUAGUUACUGCUGUGGUCCUAGGUCUCACUUUGGUCAUCACCGUGAUUCUGGCUGUCCUCUAUAGAAGGAAAAACUCUAAACGGGAUUACACCGGCUGCAAUACAUCAGAAAAUGUGUCACCGGUUAAGCAGGCUCCACGGAAGUCCCCCUCCGACACAGAGGGUCUAGUAAAGAGCCUGCCUUCUGGAUCUCACCAGGGCCCAGUCAUAUAUGCGCAGCUAGACCACUCUGGCGGACAUCACAGCGACAAGAUUAACAAGUCAGAGUCUGUGGUGUACGCGGACAUCCGGAAAAAUUGAGAUGACCCCAGUCAUAUCCUAAGCAAGAAACAAAUCCAAACUGGACUCUUGUGUGGGAAAUGUAGCUCGUAACCAUGUGUGGCCUUGGAAACCUGGACACGGACAAGCACAUGUUUAUUCAUAGAGGGGGAAAAAGUGUAUAAAGGAUAUGUAUAAAUAUUCUAUUUAAUCUUCCUGAUGUGAGGAGCCAGUAUUGCAUGAUGAAGAGAUGGUAUGAUUCUACGUAUACGUAAAUUGUCUGUUUUUGUACUUCCCUUCAGGGUCAUUUACAGUUGAGAAAAUUCAGACACAUUCCUAUCACCAUCAUUUAGAUGUGGUUUGCCUUAAUGGAGAUGGUAGCAGAUCUUUUAGUAUUCUAAUAGACAUGGCCUUUUCAUGUAAGGGCUUAACCCGCCUUCGUGUUUAUUGUACUUGGAGAGUGGAGAUGCUAUGAUGGAAGCAUGUUCAGGGUGGCCUUUAGCCCAGGGUGUACCACCUGUUUGGCAGUUGUUUUUAGAAAGCAUCCAUUCGCUAUGCCACUUGGGGACAGUGUGAGUUUUUGUUGCUAUUUUGCUCUCUAAAAUACAGGGCAGUUUUUAGCUUUCAGUGUUGUGUAGACUAUAACAUCACACCCUGUAAGCAUAUUGUCUCAAUCUGUGGAUUCAUCAUAGCAAGAUUAGCAAAGGAUCAGUGCCGGAAGUCACUUUCUUCCAGGUACUUUUAGAUCAAUACCAUAAUCAAUACAUAAUUGAAGUAGAGAACCCAGGCCUGGCUUGAGGAAUACUGUACCAUUUGGAGAGCAAAAGGUGUGUUACAUUCUUUGCUGAAGUCCUUCGUACUUGUAAUAAGAGUCCCCAUACACCUGAAGGAGCUGAGUUUCAUUUCCUUUUAAGUAGGCAGAAAUGGAAUAAUUAGAUUGCCAGUCUUCAGUAUCGCAGAGCUCUCUCUAGAGAAUCUUCUACAUAAAGCUUCAGGGAUGCUUCCAGCAGGGGCAGCAUCAGUCAUGGCUUCUAUAAUAGAUUCAUGAUGCCUCCAAGGCCUUUGAGGCUAAAAAGGGUCUGGAUUUUUAAAAUCAGCAAACAAGGCUAGUACUUCUAUGUUGGGAAUCUCUUCUGUUUCUGGUUUUUUGUUCUUUGUUUCUCCCUUCCUUUUUUUUCCCCCACCCCCAUUACAUGGAGUUGAUAAACAAUGAGAUGAGGAGAAAUCUAGACAAUUUGGGCAUCCUUCUCAAUUUAUUUUCUCCCUUUGACCACUGCCCCCAACACCCCAUCUCAAACCUAUGUGUUUUUUUAACUCAGACUGAAAAGCAUGGUGAAAAUCAUUAAACACUUAUAUUGUCAUUCCCCCAUUUUCUGGAUUUUUUUUAAAAAGAAUUUUUUUCAUUUAAAAUUGAAAGCCCACAGUUAGAGGAAGAAUACCGACAAUAGGGUCCCAGGACGUGUUCAGGUAAGUAGGGAUGACGGGUAAUGUUAGUUUUUCUCUCAUUUACUUUGAGGACCCCUAAGAGCUGCCAUCCCCCGCUCCCCCAUCUUGUCAUCUUUGUGAGGGAGUUUGAAGGCUGAGUUUUAAGGAAACAAAGAAGGAUUUAGAUUUAAAGGUGUGCACGAAGUAGUUACAUAGAGAAAAGGUGUGUGAGCUACAAAACGAACUCUGCCCCAUACAUGCGGUCUUUUAUUUGCUGAGGGACUAUUUGUUGUUAUUCGCAUGAUGCUCCAACUUACAUUCCGUUGAUAUGUACGUGAGCGGGGAGCGGGCUUUGUCAUCACACAUACCGGCCAUCUCCGAAGCUGGUGCGUCUGGCGUGUGUUGCGGCGUGGGAGGAGAACCUGCCGGCUCUGCUGCAUCUCCCUGUUCUGUGCUCACAGGCCCCGCGCAGAACAGGGAUGCGGAGCACUCAACCCGAGACAGUUCUGCAAAGUGGUCAACUUUGCCUUGCGCCCUGAGGCGUCUCUGCCUCCACGGUGAAAACUCCAGGAGCCUUUAGGAGACAUUUUUGUGUGUUGGGAAGGUGGGGGUUGGUGUUGGGAUGUCACCCUUCAGGCUGAUGCCAGGAUGACGAUACUCUUGGUGAGCCCUCCCACUGUGAGAAGUGUACAUCCAGGACUUCAGGGGGAAAGAAAACACGUUGUGGUGAGACCAAGUGUGUGCACUGAUAUGUGUAACGUCCUUACAGUCGUUUUUGGCAGAGAAAGGGGGGUCCUCCUCAUCCUUUCACAAAGGUCCAGCGAGUCUACUAUACGUAUAUUCCUCACACCUCCUGAUAGCAAGAGCCCUGAUUUCUCUGCAUGUUUGUGAAGCUGCCACCCAGAGCACCAGCCCUCACUUUCGCUAAACACAGCCGUGGGCCUUCCCUCCCCGUGGCCUCCUCUGCGGGGCAAGGGUGGUCAGCUGCCAGCUUCUUACUCUGGGUCUGUGACUGAUUUGUCUGAGGGAAGCCGCUCACACCUGGGUGGAGCACCUCAGUGUUGGGGCUUUUUCCAAAACUUCUCACACCAACUCCUGUGGAUCUUUUGACCCUUUCUCCUGUGUCCCAUCAUCCUCAUCCUCAUCCCUGGACACAGAUGACAACAGCAGGGUUGCUUCCAAAUGGCAGGGCUGUCCUUUCCAUGUCUGAUUAUUGGCAGAAUGAACCUCUUAAAACUACACAUGAUUUUUCUAAGGGGGCACCUAGAGGAUUACUUGAGAUUAAAAUUUCAAUCUAUCUGUAAUUUUUCAAUGGAAAUGUAUUCAACUAGGUAAAAAAAAAACCAAGUUCAUUAAUUUUUCUUUUUCAAUUGUUGUAUUUUUGUGAAUAUUUUAAUACAUCUUUUUCAAUUA
Physeter macrocephalus (sperm whale) is the source of this 3783-nucleotide messenger RNA. RefSeq names its product myelin protein zero like 1 (gene MPZL1). The record is from RefSeq and is a predicted model, not a curated record. Gene Ontology annotation, cellular component: cell surface; plasma membrane; focal adhesion. Bases 172 to 987 code for a protein of 271 amino acids. NCBI's taxonomy places the organism in Eukaryota, Metazoa, Chordata, Mammalia, Artiodactyla, Physeteridae. The transcript is spliced from 6 exons.